Molecule: messenger RNA, 3062 nt
Organism: Sorghum bicolor (sorghum)
Lineage: Eukaryota; Viridiplantae; Streptophyta; Magnoliopsida; Poales; Poaceae
Exons: 3
Coding region: 236-2566 (776 amino acids)
Source: RefSeq, a predicted model, not a curated record
AAAUAAUAAAAAAGGUUUUUUGAGGGAAUCUUAUUUUUUUUUAAAAAAAAAGGUGACAUGAGCUUAGGGAAAACUCAAACAAAUCUGCGUCUGAACAACGAACCUCAGGAAGGCCGAGAAACCACGUUCCAAAAUCCGAGCCCAACACAAGUCCGUUUCUGGCCCCGACUACUUAUGGUCCAACACUCCAAAGUCUCCAAGGCCAUCGCCUCCGACCCACCACCACAUCCCAAGCAUGGCUGCGCUCGCCGCCGUCGACUCCUCGGCACCUCCGCCGCCGUCCGAGUCAUCCAAAGGCAAGGGCAAGAUGGACGACGACGUGGAGGCGGAGGGCGCGGAGAAGAUGUGCGGCAUCUGCUACGUCGACGGCCGGCGGGCCAUCCGCGGCGAGCUCGACUGCUGCGCCCACUUCUUCUGCUUCGUCUGCAUCAUGGCCUGGGGCCGCGUCGAGUCCCGCUGCCCCUUCUGCAAGGCCCGCUUCCGCACCAUCCGCCGCCCGCCCGUCGCCGGCCGGUUCCCCGACGAGCGAAUCGUCUCCGUCCCCGAGCGCAACCAGGUAUACAAUCCUCAGGGCAACGGGAGCAGCACAGUGGGCGGAGAUCCUUACGUGAACACCAUAUGCACCGUCUGCAGCAGCUCCAGCGACGACGAGCUGCUGCUGCUCUGCGAGCUCUGCGACUCAGCUGCGCACACUUACUGUGUCGGGCUGGGGAACGCCGUGCCGGAGGGGGACUGGUUCUGCAAGGACUGCGGGACGAUCAGAGAUGAUCAGUUGAGAUGGCAGGCUGAGAAUCAGGCUGAAUUUGAGAUCGGGGUCAAUGUUCCGGAUGCUGAGCCAGUUCCAGACCCCUUGGUUUCUGGUGUUGUGGAUGAGGAGCAUGAUCUGGAAAGGACAGAUGCGCGGAGCGGUGGCGGCGGUUCGAUGAGUGACCCGGUUCCUUCCAUUUAUGACAUUGUGGAUGAUGAUUUCGCUACCAUUGCUGGGAUCUUUAGGAGGAGGAUUCCUGAGGAUAAUCGACCUCAGGGUACUUCAGCUGGAUCUCAGUGUCCAAGGUCGACCCAGGGACGAGACAAUGGUCUUGCAGCCUAUCAUGCUCGCAUUCGCCUUGAAGUUGAGAGAGCUAGAACAUUGCGCAAUUCUCGCAAUCUUGAUAAGCGCAUAAGGGAGCUGCGGGAGAACUGGGCGGCUCUGCGUGAUGGUUCUGUGGGGUUUGCUCCGCAUAUGCCUGGCAGAAGAAGGAAGGAUAUGGCUGGUUCUGCUUCUGUUCCUACCGAGCAUCAGCGUUAUGCAGAGCCUGAAACUAUCAGUUCUCGAAAUGGCACCACUGCAGCUUCUGUUCCGCUGCGAACACCCUUAUCUGAGGAAACUAGUACCUCACUGGGCCAUAGUAAAAAAGUCUUGCACAAGGACACUCGUGAUGCCCGUAAGGCAUGGAAAAGGUUGGAGAUGGCAAAAUCAUCUGGUGGGAGGAAGAUAUCUAACACACCUGCCUCCCUUAACUGCAGCUCCCCAUUUUCCAUGGGGAACAGAUCAACUUCUUACAGUCCGAUUGAUACAAUUGUGGGACACAAGAACCAGAACCUGCCUAAUAAGUUUUGUCAAAAAAGUAAUUCAAUCUGUGGUCAUGGUACAAAAGCGGAACAUACGCCACCCGCGAAUAACUCUAGAGGAUGCCAUAGCUUGCCUGAGAACAAUCGUGCCUCAGUUCAUGAGAGGAUGAUUUCUUUUCAGAAUCGAAUAAAUCAGGAAAGCCUUGAUGGCAAAGUUGCUUCAUCAACCCACAAUCGGCAUGUUGAUCAAUCAUUAGUAUCUUCCUGUAGCACACGCAGAUCAGAAAAACUCAAAUCAGACAUGCUGCAUCCACAAAAGUACAGUUCAUCAUCUGGCCAGUCAGCUGUGACUUCAUCCCUACAGUUAGGACCUAGUGUUGAAUCUGGGAGCCAAUGCACUAUGAUGGUAAACCCUGAGGAAUCUUCAGCUGUUUGCGUUGAAGGUAUUGCUGCAACCAUUGAAGGUACGAAAAGUUCUAGUCCAUCCCUACAGUUAAGACCUGGUGUUGGAUCUGGGAGCCAAUCCACUAUGAUGGUAAACCUUGAGGAUUCUUCAGCUGUUUGUGGUGAAGGUAUAGAUGCAACCAUUGAAGUUACGAAAAGUUCUAGUCCAGACCGGCUUGAGCGUAAGAGAAAACACAGUUCAGAAAGAUGCCAUGAUCAAGGAUCCAAAAGGUCCAGGUCAACCUGUAAAAUCGCAAAAAGUGAGAUUUCUUCUUUGGCCAUUCGCGAAUUGAAACUACUCAAGAUAGACAAAACACAUGGUUCUGACAGAUUCAAGGAAGUUGCUCGGACCGCAACACAUUCCAUCUUGGCUGCCUGCAGAUUUGAGCAUUCGCCAUCGCAAUCCCUUGCACUCUCAAGACCUGUCUGCAAGCACAGCCCCAAAGUCAAACAACUGAAGUCGUCAGCAAUUACGGAUUUUUGCAAAGAAUGCUUGCGUAACUUUGUUAAAGAAGCCGUCAGUUUGGCGUUGUCUGGCAAGCAGAUGGAUCAAACUGGUACCUCCUAUUAGAUUGUAGACAAGUUUGGGAUUAUUUUUUGUCUGGUCAUUGUGAAUACCUCAGCACAAACUAGGGACAAGUUGUACAUUUUAUGGGAUGUUAAUGCUGUCCUACAGUGUAGUUGCUAGGUGUAAUCAGUACUGUGACAACUAACAAAACAUUCUCUUUAAUAUGCCAUGACCAUAGUUGCAGUACUGGAACCGAACAUUUCCCGGCUCCUGAGGUGUGGUUGGUGCAACUGGAUCACGGAAUCGGUCUCACAUCAGUGUAUGGUUGGGUUGUAAAUGUUAGCCAUUACUCUAUUAGUGGGUGGAUAAGUCUCCCGAAGGAGAAAAACUCGAUGAAACUUGCAUAUUGCUGAUUUCAACUGUCUUGAAUUGUUGAUGCUGUCUUUGGUGGUUCAACUGAAGCCUUCAAUUGCUGAGGAAAGCAGACAGCUAUUGUAGAGAUAUUGUAGCCUUUCUGAAUCCAAGCAUUACCUAAAAUGUUUAAACAAGCUGAGGAUGA